Molecule: messenger RNA, 2003 nt
Organism: Lindgomyces ingoldianus
Lineage: Eukaryota; Fungi; Ascomycota; Dothideomycetes; Pleosporales; Lindgomycetaceae
Product: seven-hairpin glycosidase
Exons: 1
Coding region: 143-1942 (599 amino acids)
Biological process (GO): carbohydrate metabolic process; N-glycan processing
Cellular component (GO): Golgi membrane; endoplasmic reticulum
Molecular function (GO): calcium ion binding; mannosyl-oligosaccharide 1,2-alpha-mannosidase activity
Source: RefSeq, a predicted model, not a curated record
GUCUCAUCUCAUUGCGCAGCGGCACAGAUUGAAUAUGCGCCUUUGCACCUAACCCAUUCUUAGCUCGAAUAGGUCUGCUUUUCUGCCUUCAGAAAUGACAAGGCAUCAACUCCUUGACUGUCAUUGCAAGACCUAACCAGCAAUGGCUCGUAUUCUUCGGACGCGGACCAUCGCCUUUUGUGCUGUUCUCAUUGUCCUCCUCUACCACUUCUUGCCCAGCGAGAAUGCGCCCUCGUUGCUUCCUCAAGCCGACACAGUGUCGCGUGCAGGGACACAGAUACUCGCGCAGUAUAUGAACAAUGCAAAUGCAAUCCCCCACAUCGUCGCUACAAAAAGCUCCUUCCUGUGGAACACAGUUAAGUUCACGUAUCCACCCGAACUCACGCCAAAGCUACCUCCUCCCGUAUCGAAUCGGCCGCGAAUACAGCACGACUUCGGACGCGAGUCGUAUAGUGUGACAGCUGUGCAGGAAAGAAGGCGUGAGGAGGUCAAGAGAGUCUUCGAGAAGAGUUGGGCAAGCUACAAGAAGCAUGCUUGGAUGAAGGAUGCCCUGAAGCCGCUCUCUGGACAGUAUGUGGACCAGUUCUCGGGCUGGGCUGCAACUCUGGUGGAUUCGCUGGACACAUUGUGGAUGAUGGGCAUGCGCAGGGAUUUCUAUGAGGCAGUCGCAGCUGUGGCGACAAUCGACUUCGGAAAGAGCACCUCCGGGUCGGUCAACAUGUUCGAGACAUGUAUUCGAUAUCUGGGUGGCCUUAUAGCGGCUUACGAUUUGAGCGGUCACGAGGCGUUGAAGGCCAAGGCAGUCGAGGUUGGAGAUCUGCUGUAUGCUGGCUUCAAUACAGAGAACCGCAUGCCGGUCGACUUCAUCGCGUUUGAAGAUGCUAAGGCCGGCGGUGGACUGUACGUGGAAGACACGGUCGUUUCUGCGUCACCUGGCACCAUCACCCUGGAAUUCAGCCGUCUUUCGCAAAUCACGGGAGAUUCGAAGUAUUAUGCUGCCGUCUCUCAUGUCAUGGACACGUUCUCUGAAAACCAAAACAAGACCAAGCUUCCGGGAAUGUGGCCCAUGCACGUCUCGAUGCGAAGGAAGGACGUCGUUUCUGGCUAUCAGUUCACCAUUGGUGGAAAUGCGGACUCAAUGUACGAAUAUCUCCCGAAAGCUCAUGCACUCCUCGGAUCCGCGUCUCCCUCCUCUGCGAAGUACGCAAUCAUGUCCCGGACUUUCAUGGACACUUCUAUGAACAACCUCUUCUUCCGCCCCAUGGUUCCUGGCAAUGAAGAUAUCCUCAUCUCCGGCAACUGCGACGUAAUCGAUUAUGAGGGUACGCCAACCCCACGCCUAGAUCCCGAGAGCGAGCAUCUCUCCUGCUUCAUCGGUGGGCUUUUUGCGCUCGGGGGCCGUCUGUUCGAAAAUGAAGCCUAUCUUCAGACUGGCGCGAAGCUUGCUCGUGGCUGCAUAUAUGCCUACAAAUCGUUUCCAACCGGGAUUAUGCCGGAGCGCUACAACAUGAUGCUUUGUCCCGACAUAAAGAACUGUAAAUGGGACGAAGAGCAAUGGGUAUCUGAGCGUGCAAAACGCAAGGAAUGGGUAGAGCAUCUACCUAAAGGCUUCACGACGGCGAAAGACCCUCGAUAUAUCCUAAGGCCGGAAGCCAUCGAAAGCGUCUUUGUCCUUUGGCGGAUUACUGGACGAGACGAAUUUAGAGAAGCUGCGUGGGACAUGUUUCAAGCCGUGGCCAACGCAACAGAUACACCCUUUGCGAAUGCAGCUGUCAGCGAUGUGACCGUCGUUGGGAGCCAGCAGCAGGAUUACAUGGAGAGUUUCUGGAUGGCUGAGACGUUAAAGUAUUUUUAUCUAGUGUUUGCAGAUCCUGAACUAAUUAGCUUGGAUGAGUUUGUGUUAAAUACUGAGGCGCAUCCAUUCAGGUUACCUAAAGCAUAGGUGGACUUUGGGGGUGAAGGGAUCGUACGGCAUAUUCGCACCUAUUGUAGUACAAUGGCAG